Ricinus communis (castor bean) is the source of this 1638-nucleotide messenger RNA. RefSeq names its product putative pectate lyase 2. Bases 413 to 1594 code for a protein of 393 amino acids. The record is from RefSeq and is a predicted model, not a curated record. The transcript is spliced from 4 exons. NCBI's taxonomy places the organism in Eukaryota, Viridiplantae, Streptophyta, Magnoliopsida, Malpighiales, Euphorbiaceae. Gene Ontology annotation, molecular function: pectate lyase activity.
AUAAAGAUAAAUGUUUAGACUUAUUCCUAAAACUUGCGAAUUAUUCAAGUAUAAACUCCUGAAAAUAUGAUGUCAAAAAGAAAAAAAUGUACUGAAAAUAUAUUUGUCACUGCAUUCAGAGUAUGGAAGUGACUCCCAAACAAAAGUAUUUUAUGAUUUCAGGACUUAGAAUUAGCAAGUCGACUUGCAAAAACAAUCAUGUACUGAUUACUUCAGUCCGUAGACUUGACAUAAAACAAUAUGAAUGUUUAUUGUAAGCUCGUGCACUCACGUUGCUUCAGGCACCAAAAGAAUCCUACCAAACAACUCUUAAAUACAACACUGAGAUCGUGUGUCCCACCUUCUCAUACAUGUUCUAUAUAUUUUGCUUCUUUUCUCCAACUUUUUCUUGUAUAAUCCCAAACGAAAACAUAUGGCCUCACCAGCCCCAUUCCGUUGCCUUUCAUGUCUUUUACUUUACCUUGCUUUAACCUCUCAAGCUCACGCAGCUGACUACAAGCCCUUGUCAAGUUAUCUACCCAAAAACUCUAAGAAGCUCUUCAACACAGUAGACUCCUGCUGGCGCACCAACCCCAAUUGGGCAACCAACCGCCACUCCUUGGCUGAUUGCGCUGUGGGUUUUGGCAAAGCCGCCAUUGGAGGGAAAUUCGGGGCUAUAUACGUCGUGACCACUCCAUUUGAUGAUCCAGCCAACCCCAAGCCAGGCACACUUAGAUAUGGUGUCAUCCAAACAAAGCCUUUAUGGAUCAUUUUUGCCAAGGACAUGGUUAUUACCCUUAAAAAUGAGCUUAUAGUGAACAGUUUUAAGACUAUAGAUGGACGAGGGGCUAAAGUAGAGAUAUCGAAUGGACCCUGCAUAACAAUUCAAGGUGUUAGCCAUGUCAUUAUACAUGGAAUAAGUAUUCACGACUGCAAGCCAGGGAAAUCAGGCAUGGUUAGGAGCAGUCCUACACAUGUUGGACAACGUAGCGGCUCUGAUGGGGAUGCCAUUGUUAUAUUUGCUUCUUCCAAUGUUUGGAUUGACCAUUGCUACAUUGCUCACGGUACUGAUGGUCUAAUCGAUGUGAUCCAUGCUUCAACUGGAGUUACCAUCUCUAACAAUUACUUUGCUGACCAUGAUAAGGUAAUGCUGCUCGGGCACAAUGACGGGUAUUCUGCAGAUAAGAUUAUGAAAGUAACAAUAGCCUUCAACCACUUCGGCAGUGGACUUAUUGAGAGGAUGCCAAGGGUCAGAUUUGGCUAUGCCCACGUUGCCAACAACAGAUAUGAUGAAUGGAAAAUGUAUGCAAUUGGUGGUAGUGCUGACCCAACCAUCUUUAGUGAAGGGAACUACUUUAUAGCUCCUGAUGUUUAUUCUUCAAAGCAGGUUACAAAGAGAGAAGCGAAAAGUGGUUGGAAGAAUUGGAAAUGGAGGUCUUCUAAAGAUGUAUUUAUGAAUGGUGCUUAUUUUCUGCAAUCCGGAUACGGAAGUAUAAUUCCGCCUUAUUCAAGAACUCAAUCAUUUCCUGUUGCUCCUGGAUUAUUGGUUCCUGCUUUAACAUCUGACGCAGGUCCAUUACGUUGCGUAACUGGUAAAUCAUGUGGAUAUCAGUAAACAUUUUGCCAAGCCUCUUGUAAUUUUUCUUAUUUCCUUUUUCC